Molecule: messenger RNA, 2700 nt
Organism: Plectropomus leopardus (leopard coralgrouper)
Lineage: Eukaryota; Metazoa; Chordata; Actinopteri; Perciformes; Serranidae
Gene: frk
Product: fyn-related Src family tyrosine kinase
Biological process (GO): protein phosphorylation
Molecular function (GO): protein binding; ATP binding; protein tyrosine kinase activity
Source: RefSeq, a predicted model, not a curated record
UCAUGAACUCUCUACCAGGAAACUUCAUAUUUAAGUGGCAGUAACCUCCCUCUCGGUGUUGUGUCAGCUGGGUGCGUGCUGAGGUCAAAGACUGCUGCUGCUGCUGCGAUUGGGAUUAUUAACAUGUAUUUUAUGGAGAAAGGAUUCCCCAAACUAUUUCCGCUCCUUGCUGCCACAGAAUGACUCGCUGUGAUUGACGGACCAUGGAGAUCCAAAAGAGGCUUUCCUCGUGCUGGCAGAGUUUUUUGGCGUGCUUUAAAAAACCGAACCAGUCUGGAGAUAAUACCAGGCGUGUGGAGAAACCUGCUACGGUUAUUUCAAAUCCCGGUGCUGUUUUAAACACACAGCCGCACGUUCCUUCCAAGAAACCCUUACCGCGGUCUCCAGCGGGGAAAACAGGAGUUUAUUACAUCGCCAAGUAUGACUACUCCGCUCGGACUGAGGAGGACCUGAGCUUUCACACCGGGGACACUUUAGAGGCUCUGGAUAAAAGUGCGGGGGAGUGGUGGUUUGCUAAAGCCCUCACCGGGGUCUCUGCUAAUCAGCAGGGGUACAUCCCGGCUAAUUAUGUGGCACCUCUGGAGAGUAUCGAUGCAGAACCAUGGUAUUUCCCCAAGACCAAGAGGCUGGAUGCAGAGAAGAUGCUGUUGGCAGGAGGGAACCAGCACGGCGCCUUCCUCAUCAGAAACUGUGAAAGUCAGGAAGGGGAGCUCUCCCUCUCAGUGCUGGACGGUGGGAGGGUGAAGCAUUACAAGCUGAAAAAACUGGAGAAUGGCGACUACUACGUGUCCAGGACCAGAACUUUUCAAACAUUGAUGGAGUUGGUGGAACAUUACUCCAAACAGGCCGAUGGCCUCUGUGUCCGUCUGGGUGAACCAUGCAAAAAGAUGGAGGCUCCCCAGACUCACGGACUCUCCUACAACACUGUGGACCAAUGGGAGAUUGACCGAAGCUCCAUCAGGUUGCUGAGGAAGCUUGGAGCCGGUCAGUUUGGAGAAGUGUAUGAGGGCCUGUGGAACGAAACCACAGCAGUGGCAGUGAAGACCCUCAAACCCGGUACUAUGGAUGCCGAAGAUUUCCUGAGAGAAGCUCAGAUUAUGAAGCGGCUACGGCAUGCCAAACUGAUCCAGCUGUACGCUGUGUGCACCAUGGAGGAGCCCAUUUACAUCAUCACAGAGCUGAUGAAGAACGGCAGCCUGCUGGAAUACCUCACGAAGGAUAAGGGUAUCACGCUGGGGAUCUCUGACCAGAUCGAGAUGGCUGCUCAAGUCGCAUCCGGAAUGGCGUUCCUGGAGUUACAGAACUACAUCCACAGAGACCUUGCAGCCAGGAACGUCCUGGUGGGCGAGAACAACAUCUGCAAGGUGGCCGACUUUGGCCUUGCCAGGGUCUUCAUGAAAGAGAAUGAAAAUGUGUACGAAGCCAAAGAAGGAACUAAAUUCCCUGUGAAGUGGACCGCUCCGGAGGCCAUUCACGACAACAAGUUCAGCAUCAAAUCAGAUGUUUGGUCCUUUGGAAUUCUGCUGUAUGAGAUCAUGACGUUUGGACAGAUGCCUUACCCAGGCAUGACAAACUACCAGGUGGUUCAGAGGGUUCCCCAGGGCUACAGGAUGACGAGCCCUCCCAACUGCCCCAAAGUCAUGUACGACAUUAUGAUGGACUGCUGGAAGGCGAACGAACAGGACCGGCCCACAUUCGAGACCCUGCAGUGGAAGCUGGAGGACUUCUUCGAUCUGGACGUGACGUCUUACGACGACGCCGGCCGUUAUUAGCACGCUGACCAGGCUGUGAAAGAAAGAGACAAAAAAAAGCUGUCUGCAUUGAAGCUAAAUCACAAUCACCUGCAUCCAAACGUUAACAUAUAACAAGGUUUUAUAAAGUAAUGCAUUGAAAUGUGAUUUAUAAUUCCACUCAUUGCAGUCAAAUGAAGGAUCUGAAAUGUUUGAUCUGCAUGACUGUAUCUGACAUGCAGUGAGGAAGCUUUUUCUGCAGCAACAGUUGCGAGACCCCCGGUCUCGCUUUGUUCGACAACUGAAUGCACUUUCAGACAAGCUUUAUACGUGUCUUGCUCAACUCCUUCAACGUACUUGACUGGAAGAGGCCUCUCUCAGCAGAGACAGAAAGCUGCUAUCUGUCCAUCUUGACAAACCGGUUCUUCUGUCUCUCAGCAUAGCACACAUUCUUUCCAUUAGCAGAAGGUACCUGAGAGGAUUUAUGAGUCACUCACAAGCUCAGUCUGUUUGGCUUUGUCAUUCGGAAGACAGAGCGAGUGGCAGGUGCCAUCACCUCCGCCCAUUCCUGAUUGAGUAUGUACCCAGUUUUUCAAAGUUUUAACGUUGUUCAAAGGUAGGUGACUGUGUUUGGCUCGAGCAGCCAGACGAACCCACUAAAAGAAAGAACAGUAUAUUCCCUUGAACAAAAUGCUUGCAUCAAAAUUGUUUCACUCUUAAGUCCACACCCUUUUCCCAUUGUGCCACUGUAAUGUUUGCUACAAAAGAUCUAAAAACAAACACUCACGGUCUGGUAUGUGUGGAGGCUCCCAGGUGUCCAGGAAACAAAUUUGAAAAAUCAGGUUCUCAAAUUGCCCAAUUUGUGCUUGAAAAUGAAUGCACAUAAAUGGCUGGAACAAAACAUUAAAUUAUAAUAACAUUUUCAACAAAUGUGUAUUUUUCAAAUGAUAUUUUAUUGCAUUUUACAUUU